AUGUCAUCUCCUCCUGCACCUGUACCAGUCACAUCGUCUGAACAGGCUACUCAGACAUCUCCGCCAGUUACAGUUAUAAAUACCCCAGAGCGAUCACUUGAGCCGGCUGCUCCCCACCAACCUGAACAAGAAACAGUAAUCGACGAUGAUUCUGCCUUGAGCGCCGGAGUCGACUCAUCGACAGCAUCUGUUGCUUCAAGUAUCUUAGAGUAUCGAAAGUUUAAGGGAAGGUCGUACCAUUCUACCUACCACGACAGUAGCUAUCCUAUUCCCACUGACGAACAAACUCUCGAGAACUUUGAUCUGAUGCACCACUUUUUGACACUUCUUACUGACGAUAAGCUGUAUCUGGCACCUAUAAAGGACGAUGUCCAGAAAGUGCUAGAUGUUGGAACGGGAACAGGAAUUUGGGCGAUAGACUAUGCUGAUGAACACCCAAAUACCGCUGUCAUCGGUACGGAUUUAUCCGCCGUACAGCCAGACUGGGUACCCCCUAAUCUCAAGUUUGAGAUCGAUGACUGCACUAAGUCUUGGACUUGGGACGCAAAUACCUUUGACUUUGUGCAUAUGCGUUACUUGUUUGGCGCUAUCAGAGACUGGACCGCUCUCUUCAAGGAGGCAUACAAUGCAGUCAAGCCAGGAGGCUGGGUCGAGUCCUGUGAGUCCGAGCCCAUGACACAUAGCGACGAUGGAACCGUAACGGAUGACGGAUCAACUGCGCUGGGAGGAACCUGGGAUAAGAUGUUCAUCGAGGGAGGCAAAGCCACUGGAUGCUCUUUGUCUGUCCUUACAGAAGAUCUUCAAAUGAAGGCUAUGAAAGAAGCUGGCUUCGUGGACAUCCAAGAAACCUUCUAUAAGAUACCAUUCGGUUCAUGGCCCAAGGACCCCAAGAUGGCGGAGAUCGGCCAGUAUGCGAAGCUCAGCCUGGAAUCUGACCUUGUUGGAUAUUCGCAAAUGAUUUGGCAUGAAGUUCUGAAGUGGCCAGCUGAGGAAUAUCAGAUUUUCCUGAUGCAGGUGCGAAAGGAUCUUCGGAACAAGAAACUUCACCCUUACUUCAAGGUUCGCUUUGUCUGGGGCCGAAAGCCUGAGACCGAACAUAAGUGA
Fusarium mangiferae is the source of this 1104-nucleotide messenger RNA. RefSeq lists its product as uncharacterized. The transcript is spliced from 8 exons. Bases 1 to 1104 code for a protein of 367 amino acids. NCBI's taxonomy places the organism in Eukaryota, Fungi, Ascomycota, Sordariomycetes, Hypocreales, Nectriaceae. Gene Ontology annotation, molecular function: methyltransferase activity. The record is from RefSeq and is a predicted model, not a curated record.